Eutrema salsugineum is the source of this 2405-nucleotide messenger RNA. Its product is annotated as methyltransferase-like protein 13. The coding region runs from base 62 to 2290 and encodes 742 amino acids. The record is from RefSeq and is a predicted model, not a curated record. Gene Ontology annotation, molecular function: S-adenosylmethionine-dependent methyltransferase activity. Lineage: Eukaryota; Viridiplantae; Streptophyta; Magnoliopsida; Brassicales; Brassicaceae. The transcript has 16 exons.
AGAGAGUUUUCGUAAAUCCUUAGACGAGAAAUUAGGGUUUUAGGGGAAUUCCAUCGCAGAUAUGGGGAAGAAGAAAGGUAGCAAAGCAGCUUCUUCAGAUGAUUUCCUACAAACCCUCGAAGACUUCACAAGCAAAGAGAAUUGGGAUAAAUUCUUCACUCUCAGAGGCAACGACGACUCUUUCGAGUGGUAUGCUGAGUGGCCUCAGCUCCGUGACUCGCUGUUACCUCUACUCCGAGAUUCGUCCUCUUCCUCUUCUUCUUCUUCUGGGUCGCUUCAGAUUUUGGUUCCCGGAUGCGGAAACUCCCGCCUUUCCGAGCAUUUGUACGAUUCUGGAUUCCGGGACAUCACCAAUGUCGACUUCUCCAAGGUUGUUAUCUCCGAUAUGCUUCGCCGCAACAUAAGGACUCGGCCUGAGCUUCGUUGGCGAGUUAUGGACAUAACGAAGAUGCAGUUGGCCGAUGAAUCUUUUGAUACGGUUCUAGAUAAAGGUGCUCUUGAUGCAUUAAUGGAGCCAGAAGUUGGUACGAAGCUAGGAAAUCAAUACUUAUCAGAGGCCAAGCGGCUUUUGAAACCUGGGGGGAAGUUUAUUUGUCUAACGCUUGCAGAAUCUCAUGUCUUAGCAUUGCUUUUUUCAAGAUUUCGUUUUGGUUGGAAGAUGACUGUUCAUUCAAUCUCUCAAAAGCGAUCGAAUCUUAAGACAUUUAUGGUGGUUGCUGAAAAAGAAAAGUCCAUUGUAUUGCAUGAGAUAACCUCUUCUUUCGAUCUUUUAUCUCUUGGCCGCAAUGAUAGUCAGGCUUCUGGUAUGUGUGAAGCCCUUGAGAGUGAAAACAAGAUACGUAGAGACUGCAAUAAUGGCUCAGACUUACUGUACUCUCAUGAGGAUUUGAAACUUGGUAUUAAAGGAGAUUUAACAGAGCUUGUUGGAGGUCGCCGUAUAAAAUUUACUUUGGGUUGCCAAGGAAGCAAUUUUAGCUAUAGGGCCGUGCUUCUUGAUGCUCAGAAGCAGACCGAACCGUUCGUGUAUCAUUGUGGUGUUUUUCUUGUUCCCAAGACUCGUGCUCAUGAGUGGCUGUUCUGUUCAGAGGAAGGACAGUGGCAGGUUGUCGAGAGUUCUAAGGCCGCUCGUCUCAUAAUGGUUUAUCUCGACAGUAGCCAUAGUGGCGCCAGCAUGGAGGAUAUCCAGAAUGAUUUAUCUCCCAUGGUGACACAAUUAGCUCCUAGAAAUGAUGAUGAAGGAGCUCGCAUUCCGUAUAUGAUGGCAAGUGAUGGGAUCAAAAAUCGUACUACUGUCCACGAGGUUACGUCCUCCUUGACUGGGCAAGUGGUCGUUGAAGAUGUGGUUUACGAAAGCACUCCUAGUAAUCCCGGAGGCUUAUCUCCUUCUGAUGAAAUGGCAUUUCGACGCCUUGUAUUCAAAAGAACCGAGUAUUUGAUACAGUCUGAAGCUUUGCUUGUGGAGGAUGGUGAGAGUAUUGAUCAAUCUCAAAAAGAGGGAACCAAAAAUGUUACCCAAUCAAAACGAAAGGGAAAUAGAAGACGAAACCAAGAACCGAGCGGACCUAUUAUGAGGGUCUCUCAUGAUUAUUUGGCUAGCUCUUACCACGCUGGAAUUAUUUCCGGAUUCACAUUGGUAUCUUCCUACCUGAAGAAGGCUGAAUCGAGUGGAAAGAUGGUUAAGACUGUUAUAAUUGGUCUUGGAGCAGGAUUACUUCCCAUGUUCCUCCAUGGAUGCUUUCCAUUUUUCGAUAUCCAGGCGGUUGAGCUUGACCCGGUAACGCUUAGCGUUGGCAAGAAUUACUUUAGUUUCACACAAAAUGAUCGCUUGAAGGUGCAUAUUGCUGAUGGGAUCAAAUACAUUGGAGAUAUAGCAAACUCUGAAUCUUCUUCCAUUCCUGACAUUCUGAUUAUAGAUGUGGAUUCAGCAGAUUCAAGCGGCGGGUUAACCUGUCCUGCAUCAGAGUUUAUCGAAGAGACGUUUCUUCGAUUGGUUAAGCGUGCUCUACCUCAGCACGGUCUUUUUGUCGUGAACUUGGUCUCGAGGUCACAAUCUGUCAAAGAUAUGGUAGUAUCUAGAAUGAAAAAGGUUUUUGAUCACUUGUUCAGCCUGCAACUAGAAGAGGAAGAUGACGUAAACGUGGUGCUCUUUGGGCUUUGCUCUGAAUCUGUAAUCGGUGAGAGCGAAAUCCCAGAAUCUGCAGUUAUACUGGAGGGAUUGCUCAAGUGCCAGAGAUUGGAAACGAAGCAAAGCAUCAUUGACGCUACAAACAAGUUGAAAUGCUGGAAAUGAAUCAACAAACUUAUAGCUAUUAUUUUUGAAAAAAGUUAUUCUUCAUGUUUUAAAAACUUAUAUGUUUCCGUUACAAGUUGUGAUUGGAAAUUUUGAGUUGAAUAAAUUUUAUAAU